AUGGCAUACGAGCUGUCUAUAGAGAUAUUCGGAACAGGCGAGGACCCCCAGCACCGGUCUCAUUGGGGAUUUGUGAUUCAUAGGCCCUCAAGCCUUGUUGGCGACCUACUCCAUGUCAAAGUGAUCGAUCUCGACAGACUAUGGUACCAAUUCGAACCGAGAAUGAAUACCCCACUGCGCACCAUGCAGGCCGUUGGCAAGAUCAAACUUGGCGAUCUUAAUGAACAGCAGCGUCAACAUGCCAUCCAAGGAUGGGAAAAAAGAUGCCAGGAUUGGGUUUAUGACACCCUGCUGUCACUUGAGGUUGAAGAGCUUGUUCCGUCUGGCACAUGCCAUAUCUGGAAGGGGAUGGUUGGGAAGUCGGCACGAGCUGUUCAGGCAACACCAGGCGUCAAUUGGAUGAGUCUGAAAUGA
This is a messenger RNA of Penicillium angulare, 414 nucleotides long. RefSeq lists its product as uncharacterized. The transcript has 2 exons. The record is from RefSeq and is a predicted model, not a curated record. Lineage: Eukaryota; Fungi; Ascomycota; Eurotiomycetes; Eurotiales; Aspergillaceae. Bases 1 to 414 code for a protein of 137 amino acids.